CCGACACUGAAUUGAUGUUUACGAAUGGCGGCGCUUUGAAAGAUAUCGCGAAGUGUGCAAUGAUUUAAUCUUGUGUUUUGCAGAUAAACAAACACAAGCAUAAAAAAUGACAACAUACGACGAAUUUUUUGAUGCUGAAAAGAAUGGAAGUGCAUCUGCUCCUCAGAUAAACCUAUUCAACUUCGAGGAUCCUAAAUUUGAGGAUAGUAAAUAUGUCCUAACAAGUCCAAGGUCUCUAGAAGCUUGUGCUAGAGUUGGUGUAAAGCCAGUGAAUCUGUUGUACAAACCGUUAUCAGAUUUUCAAGAAGAACUUUUACCUCAGGACAUUCCCCUUAGAACAAUCUACAAUGUUUAUGAUGAACAUGAGCAUGACAGACAAAGAAAAUUACGACUCUGCAGGAAUGAGAGAAAUAAGAUUGAAAUUGCUCCUCCAAGCAAGAAAUCUGCAAAAAAAGGAAGUGGAAAGUCUCAAGUGACAAGGACCCGGUCCGCUCGGUCCCCCUCAGCACGUGGCCGACUAACUCGAACCCUGUCAGAUGAAGGCCUGAAUAAAAGUAAGAGCAGUCUGCAGAGAAGUAGAACAGCCUGGUCAACCUCAGUGGGACACAAGAGGGUCACCCCCAAUGAACUCAAUCACAGAAUGUCAGAGCUUCAUGAAGAAAGUAUGAAGUUAAGAAAUGAACUCCUGUCCAGAAAAGAGAGACCUAAAUCAGCUCGGGCGGCCAAGAAGUCGUCAUCCUUGAGGAGAAGUAAGAGUGCCUCCAACCUGUCCCUGUCUGCCAGCUCCCUGCUGAACAAGAGCUCCAUAAGAGAGGCUCGGCCAAUAGAAAACUCGAAACUCAGGAAAACCCUCAGUAAAUCACAGGAUCUCUCCAACAUUACAGCCACUCCCAGGGACCAGAGAAUUUUAGAAUUGAUGAUGAUGAAAGGUGAAGGUGAGAUUUCAGCGAACCGUGACCGUUUCGUGGCUGACCUGGCCUGGGAGGAACAGAGGAAGCUGGAGGAAGAGGUCAAGGUCAGAACAGAGAUGAAAAGGAGGCAGAUGUUGGCAGAAGAGAACCGGAUCAGAGACAUGAAAAAGAAACAGAUGGACAAAAGAAGAAAGAAAGAAGAAGAGAAAUGGAAAGAGAGUGUUAAUAAAAGCCUACAGAGCAGCAUGCAUGGAUGGGAGAGGCGGUCACAGACUCAGCUCAGAAUGAGGGACCUGCAGCUGUCAGAGAAGAAAGAAAAAGAAGAUCUGCGGAAGAGACUCCAGGAAACCAACAAAACGUUUUUGUCGAGAGAUGAGGAGGAAAUGAGGGAUCUCAUUCGAAUGAAAAGUGAGAGUGAUCUGAGGUCAGCUUCUCAGAAAAAAGAAAAUCGUCUUCUGCAAGAAACCAUGCGAAAACUUUUGGAGGACCGAAGUAAGAGAGAAUUAUUUGAGCAGCGACAAAGGGAACUAGAAAAGCUAACAGAGGAGGAGGAGGAGGGGCUCCGUGCCAGCAUCAACAAGAAACACAUACACGCCUCCUACAACCACCAACAGGCCAUAGAGAGGCGGGAAAAGGAACUCAAUCUCAGCAGAAUGGAGCGGGAGAAGAAAUCUCUGCAGGCCCAGCUUGCUCAGCAGAAACUGGAGGAGGAGAUGGAGGAAUGGAGAUCUUCAAUAACAAACCACAGGAAAAUGGCAGAGGAGCAUGCAUCAGAAAUAGUGGCCAGGAAGAUGGAAGUGAAAGUGAAACAAGCAAAGGAGGUCCGGGAGGAGAAAGAGCAGCAUCUCCGAGAGAAGCUGAAACAAAUUGAAAAAGAAGAAAGGUUGAGGAAAAGAGAGGUUGAAGAUGAUAUUCUCCUGAAAGAACAGCGAGCACGCAGCCUAGAACUGGACAAAAGUGUUACUAUUCAAAAGUGCAGAGAGGUGGCCCACCAGUCCCAAGUCCUGAGGAACAGCCUGAGGGAGAAGUACGGCGGCGAGAGCUUCGACAAGAAAGUUCAAAAAGUCAACCUCUACAACAAACUAAACCUUGGCAAUUACGUCUCACAGAGGAAAGCCUGAGUCACCCAGUGAAUGGACCAAUAGACUGACAAGGAAUAAGUCUCCAUCAGAGCCAAUGUCAGCACCUGUAUUUAAUACAAAAAGGACUGUAGAUUGUACAUUCCAAAGCAAAAAACAAAUUGCAAAUUUAGUCUGUGAUAUUUGUCUUGUAUUCAGAAAUUUUAUGAUUGCAUUUAAUUUAGGUAUGGACUUGAAUAUCUUUAUUUUUUUUUAAAACAUUGUGAGAAAUUGUUUUGUUACCAAGUGGGUUAUUUUUAUAUGUGGAUUUUUGAGGGGUUGGGGGUGUGUAUAAAAGAAUGUUUGAAUUUUUAUUUGCAUGCAAUGCAAUGCAGUAUGAACUUUACAAAAAGUCAAAGUCAGCGUUGUUUGUUUGGUACUUGAUGUUACUUUUAUUUGUGUCUAUAUGUAAGUAAUAAUCUCCCCGAGAUUUUUGUCAUCAUUACAAUGAAAUCUGGCAAUGGUUCUACACAUUUAUGAUGAUGUUUGUGCAUUUAUACAACACUUUAUACAGUAUCUGUGAACAGUACUAGCAUCUGUGCUGCAAUAUUUAUUCACUCAAUGAACAGAGCCGGAGACAAAUAUCUAUAAAAAGGAAGUGAAAUACUUGUAUAAAGCAUUGGACUUUAGACUUACAUGUACAUGGAAAUGUGUUAGAUAUACAUGUAUUAUAGACUAGGUAAUUUAUUUCAAAUAUAAUUAUACUGAAUGUUCCUGUGGAUGAGAUUUUGUGAGUGUUGUAUGCAUGUCACUAAUAUUAUUUGGAAUGUAUCUGGCCAGUCUGAAAAGGACGAAUGAUUUGAUCUUAUAGUUGUCAUACAAGUUAAAUCUUCUUAGUGUUUAGUUUGAAUAGGACAUUCUCUUAGCGACAUUGUACUUUCCAUAUUUAUGGUCAUUUGUUAGAUAAAGAACAUUGAAUAUUUUA
Molecule: messenger RNA, 2954 nt
Organism: Magallana angulata
Lineage: Eukaryota; Metazoa; Mollusca; Bivalvia; Ostreida; Ostreidae
Product: coiled-coil domain-containing protein 177-like
Exons: 17
Coding region: 107-2032 (641 amino acids)
Source: RefSeq, a predicted model, not a curated record